Toxoplasma gondii ME49 is the source of this 1669-nucleotide messenger RNA. Its product is annotated as LSM domain-containing protein. The transcript has 2 exons. NCBI's taxonomy places the organism in Eukaryota, Apicomplexa, Conoidasida, Eucoccidiorida, Sarcocystidae. Gene Ontology annotation, cellular component: U12-type spliceosomal complex; U5 snRNP; pICln-Sm protein complex. The record is from RefSeq and is a predicted model, not a curated record. Gene Ontology annotation, molecular function: RNA binding. The coding region runs from base 267 to 632 and encodes 121 amino acids. Gene Ontology annotation, biological process: spliceosomal snRNP assembly; RNA processing.
UUCGUAUUAUUGCAGGAACCCAGGGUUUUCUCUGCGUUCUGUUGACAAAAGUGACUGUGCUUUUCGUUUUUCCUCCCUCCCCCCCCCGAGCCGUCCCGCGAGUCUCCUUUUCUCCCCUCGUUCCUGCUCUCCACGUUUCUCCUUUCCUCUGUGUCCCCCACCGUUUUGCUGCUGUGCGCGCUCGCGCAUGCAAUCUCCGAAGGUCUGCGUGCAGGGGAGAAAGACGAAAACGACGCGAAAGGAGAAGGGAAGAGAAGCCGCAAGGAAUGAAGCUCGUACGCUUCUUGAUGCGGCUCGCGAACGAGACUCUGGUGAUCGAGCUGAAGAACGGAACUGUGAUUCAUGGCACAGUCGUAGGCGUUGACAUCAGCAUGAACACCCACUUGAAGAAUGUGAAGAUGACGAUGAAGCAGGGGAACCCGACGUCUCUCGAGCACCUGACGAUUCGAGGAAAUAACAUUCGCUACUUCAUUCUCCCGGACUCGCUCCCGCUGGAUACCCUCCUCAUCGACGAUACUCCUCUGCAGAGACCUGCGAGAGAGGCAGGCAGACCUAUCCAGCGACUCCGCGGCAGAGGACGCGGCCGCGGCGGCAGCGCCUUCAGGCCUCGCGGGGGCUUGGGCCGCAGAUAAAGAGAGGUCGCGGAGCUCGAGGAAGUCGCGAGAAGCUGGGGAACGGAGCCGACGCGGUGAAGGAGAGAAAAGGACGAAGUCGGGUGGAAGCAAAAAGAGGCGAGAGGCGAGGAGACCUGGGGAAAGAAGCUAGGACGAGCGAGGAGGCGAAGGAGAGCAAGAAGAGAGAGCGAGACAGAGACAGAGAGAGAGAGAAGAGGGAAGAUAGAGAGAAGAAGAUACGGAGACAAGAGAUCGAGGAGGAGGAGAAAGGGAGAAGACGACUGGAGAGAUCCGAGAGGGAGGUGAGACUCACGAGAGACUGGCCAGUCGGUCUGUGUUGCAGGAGAGGACUGGAAAGUCCAGGAGAAUCGUCCUCUGAGAAGGCAAACGUGAGGAAAGACACCGCAGCGGCAGAGAAGAGGAAGGGGAGAGCAGGAAACGAAAGAAGAGAAGAACACCGAACGCGGCGAGAAAGAAAACUUUCUGCAACCAAUAAACAGACCUGGAAAGACAAAAAAAACAGCUGUGACCUUCCUCCCUUCCCCGCCCUCCCUGCCGCUGAGGUCGGUCCGCUCGAGUAAAAGAGAAAGAGUUGUGUUGCGAGUGCCUCUGUUUCUCUUGCUGUGCUGGAGUUUCUCUUCCUCUCUUGUCUCGCGUUCGCUUCUCUGCUCCAUGCGUUUCGACUUUCGACUACUCCUCUUCUUCCCCGUCUCCCCCCCGUCCCCCCUGUGGUCGGCUUCUGCUUGGUGCUGGAGUGUGACCUGCGACCGUUAGAGGUUUUUGUCUCAUUUUUUUCAAGACGCGUAGGGGAGACUCUGCGCGUUUGCAGAUGCAGAUGCGCGUUUUCUUCUCUUUUAGCGUUGUGUUCUCCCUCGCCGUGGGUGAAAGUCUGUGCUUUCGCCAGAAAAGCCGCGUUUGUCUUGCUCUUUAUAUAUCGGUGCGUCUGUCCUCUGUCUCUUUUCGCUGCCUGCGUGAACUAUCGAAGGACUUGCAGUCUCGGCCGUGGACUCUCAAGCGGAGAGUUCCCAGCAAAAUAAAAAACUGCAUGCGCCGAC